UUUCAGUUACAGCAUCCUACAAAGAACCCCUGCCUGGUUGGGUGGACAACAUCAAUGGACCGACAGGCAUUAUGAUCGGCGCCGGAAAAGGUGUAAUUCGUACGAUGAUGUGCAACGAUCAGAUUCUAACUGACAUCAUUCCUGUCGACAUGGUUGUCAACGCCUGCAUCUUGUUGGCGUAUCUUAAUGCCAUUGAGAAACCUGACAAAAUAAGUGUAUGCAAUUUGACUCAGUCCGGUGUUAACCCUAUGACUUGGGGAAUGGCCUUGGACUAUGGUCGACUCCACGUCCAGGAAUUCCCAUAUUCCGUGUGCGUGUGGUACCCUGGAGGCUCUCCGAAAACAAAUUGGCUCCAUCAUCAAAUUGCUCUCUUCUUCACACACUGGCUGCCAGCUUAUUUCUUAGACGUCCUUCUGUAUUUACUUGGACACAAAACUUUUAUGGUAAAGGUGCAGAAAAAGGUGAGCUACGGUCUCGGCGUACUUCAGUAUUACACGAUGAAGACUUGGAGCUUCAAGAACGAUAAUUACUUGUCUUUGAAGAAGAGAGUUAGCAAAGAAGAUGACGAGAUCUUCUUUACUAACCUGGAAGAAAUUAACUGGAGUGAGUACAUAAGGUGGUAUAUGAAGGGUGCCCGAGAGUACUGUCUUAAAGAAGACCCAGCCACGUUACCUCAAGCCAGAAGACUGCAUAAACAAUUAUACUGGUUGGAUCUCAUAGUAAAGAUAAUUUUCUUCUCUCUCUGCUUUUACGUUUUGUACAACAAUGUUUUAAAACAAAUUUUAUAUUAAGUAUUAUGUUAUAAAUUAACAUAACAAUAUGUGUAGAAUAAUUUCAACAUCAUUUUCCAUCGACAUUGGGAGCCUUUAAUUAAUUGUUUCAGUAUUAAAUGAACAAGGUGACAACUUAAGAUCUGCGAGGUUUUUCAGUAGAACUUGUCUCAAUGCCAUAAAGUUGUACUUUAUGGGUGCCACCGCAAAUUUUACACGACGAGUGUAGUACUAUAAUAAUCUACAAACGUUUCGGUUAUUGUGAAUGUUAUUUUUAUAAUUUAAGUUUAUGUAAAAAAAUCAUUUGUUGCGAAUAAGGAGACUUUAAACAGAUCGAAAGAGCAGGAGAAUUUAACUCAGCUGUGUUAAUGACUUACUAACUUACUGCGCUGGCUCAGCGAUUCAAAUCUGGCUUGGUUUCCGAAAUGAGAUGACGCCACUCUCUCCGGUCCUGUGCAUUUUCUCGUCAAUUGAUGGCUUGAAAUUCGCGUAGGCAUCUUUCCAGCUGUACAUGUGCUAACCAACCUGUUUUCAUCUAGUGGUCGACCCGGAUAGGUUAUAUUUACGUUCCGAUUCUCUCCCAUCCUUUCUAAAUGGCCAAGCCAGCAAAAUCUGUGCACUUUGGUUGCGCUGAUAUUUCGCUGGGCGACGAGCUCUUCUAUUUCGUCCUCAAUUACUAAUUUUUGAUAAAAAAUAUUUUAUUCCAUUUCAUGAAACAGCUGACAUUGUUUAUUUUUAAAGGUGAAUUUGAUAAGUUAUCAUUACCCAUGAACCUGUAGCUAAAACGCCGUUUAUUUUCUUCCUAUACAAAAAAAAAAUGUUAAAAUGACAUGUUUCAAAAUGGUGGACCCAUAUAGUAAAAAUGUUUUUUUCUAUAAUGUACAGUACUACAGUGGAAUUUCUAUAAAAUUACGUUUUAUAUUUUACAACGUUUUAUAGCGUGAUUUUAUAUAAACAAUUUUUACUACAGAGUUUGUACAAAUAUAUCAACUACCGUAUACCUACUGGAUUACAAUAGAUAUCCAUAAGGGUAAAUGAAAACAUAGUGAAACAAGUAUUUGAAUAAAUUGUUCAGUACAGCUCUGUUCUGUGUUCUUACAACUCUACCAAUAAAACCUUAAAGCAUUGAUGGACAAAAUGACGCAGAUUCAGGGUCACUUUGUUUAUGGGGUUAUUUUUCAUUAUCUCGAGUCUAGCACAGCAUUUCUAUUAUUGUUUUGUUUUAAAUCAUUUUGAAAAUAUGCACAACUUUACACGUCGCAUUGAAAAAUAGAUUUAACUAAAUAUGGUACAUACAGCGUAGCCGUGACAAAGAAUCUUCAAUAUCACAUUAGCGUAUUAUCCAUCCUAUAUUCUGCAGCCUGGAAGCUGGCCACUGCUGGCUGGCUAAGCUUAUUAUUUGCCAGAAGUAGUUGCUGGCCUCCUGGUUACCGGAUACCGAAUAUUACUUCCUGAAAUGUUUCGAAGGGUUGUCGAACGGAGAACUAGAUUACAUGGUCAGGUUCAGAACCAAAGUUUUUUUUUUUUUAAUUUAAUAAUAGAAAUGUUACGAUAAGAGAUUUUAGUUUAAUAAAAUUUUACUAUGUAAUUGAAAAAAUGUAUUGUGAUUUUUAAAAGUUGAAAACUUUUACUGUGGUAGUUAGGAAAUAAUCACCCUUCAACACGAAUGGGCGUAAUUUAAAUUUUGGCGAAAAAGUUUUUUUACUAAGGAAUAAAUACUUGUUUUACAAUUCUGAAGUAAAAUAUUUUACUUAUUACUAAACCUAUAAUUCCCUGUACGUAGAAAUGGUAAGCAAGUGUCAUUUAUAACCAAAGUAGAGCAAUGCAUAGCUAAAACAUUGAAACAAACUUUAAAAAAAUCAGAUUAAAGUUAUGCAAAUUGUCCGAUUCGGAAACUCAAAGUAUAUUUUGUAAUGCAAGUACUUUUUUUCGUCAAAAUUUCUACUUACAUUGAUUCUAAGGGACAAUAUAAGGCCUAAAGUUAUUAGCUGACGUCUUUUCAUGGGAUUUUUAAGUGCAUGAAUGAAUACGACUUUUACUAAAAGGGGACCCUUUUAGAUCGCGCAAGUAAAGCCAGUUGCUUCAUAGUAAAGUUUGCGGUGCAUGGUUUGAAGAACAUAAAGGGAUGUCAGCGAAUGAAUUUGGAUCUUAUAAAUAUAUUUUAUUGUAAAAUUUAAGUUAAAAUAUCAAAUACAGGUGAAAAAAUCUUUAUCUCCAAACUAUCGUAAAUGAA
Messenger RNA from Hyposmocoma kahamanoa, 3003 nucleotides. RefSeq names its product putative fatty acyl-CoA reductase CG5065. Gene Ontology annotation, molecular function: alcohol-forming very long-chain fatty acyl-CoA reductase (NADP+) activity. Gene Ontology annotation, biological process: long-chain fatty-acyl-CoA metabolic process. The record is from RefSeq and is a predicted model, not a curated record. Bases 72 to 791 code for a protein of 239 amino acids. Gene Ontology annotation, cellular component: peroxisome. Lineage: Eukaryota; Metazoa; Arthropoda; Insecta; Lepidoptera; Cosmopterigidae. The transcript is spliced from 7 exons.